This is a messenger RNA of Somion occarium, 504 nucleotides long. The record is from the annotation of a GenBank genome assembly. Lineage: Eukaryota; Fungi; Basidiomycota; Agaricomycetes; Polyporales; Cerrenaceae.
AACGUCCACCUCGUUUACUCUCAAGGGCUUAUACACAAAGUCACAAUAACGACCUUCAUUUGUACCGCUCUUGAUAUGGUUGCUACCUCCGACGUUGUUCUUAUCAUUGUUGCUAUUCUCUUUCCCCCUGCGGCUGCAGCGUUCGUUACGGGAUGUAGUUGUGAUUUGUUGAUCAACAUUUGCUUGACAAUUCUUGGAUACAUUCCUGGUCAUCUACACGCCUUCUGGCUCAUAUACAAGAAGAUGCGGGCAGAGGAGGAAUAUGGACGUGGAGGUUUCCAAUAUGUUGGCAAUGGCCAAUACGAACCUAUCAAUACCCCUCCUCCUGGCGUCGCACCUCAAGCACCUGUUAACUAUGGCGCUACCGGCGGAAACUAUGUUCGCUAGGACUGUUGCUCGCCCUCUCGCCCCUCCUCUUUCUCUACGGACGCUUAUCUAUGUUCUAUUGUGAUCUUACUGGUGUAUACCAAGGACUGGCGGUCGGAAUAUACACGACUUCUUCGC